AUGGCUACUUGGAGGCGGGAUGGCCGGCUAACCGGCAGCCAGCGGCUCCUGUGUGCAGGGCUGGCGGGGGCGUUGAGCCUCAGCCUCACCGCGCCCCUGGAGCUCGCCACCGUGCUGGCCCAGGUCGGCAUGGUGCGAGGCCACUCCCAGGGGCUGUGGGCCACUGGACGCCGAGUGUGGCUAGCUGAGGGGCCGAAGGCCCUGUGGAAGGGGAACGGCGUGGCAUGCCUGCGCCUCUUCCCCUGCAGCAUGGUGCAGCUGGCCGCCUACCGAAAGUUCGUUGUGCUGUUCAUGGAUGACCUGGGCCGUAUUUCCCAGUGGAGCGCCAUUGUGGCUGGAAGUCUUGCAGGCAUGGUUUCUAUGAUUGUCACAUACCCUACAGACCUCAUCAAAACCCGGCUGAUUGUGCAGAACAUGCUGGAACCAUCUUAUAGGGGUCUUAUCCAUGCUUUUUCUACUAUUUAUCAACAAGAAGGGUUCCUGGCCCUUUAUCGAGGGGUGUCCCUCACUGUUUUAGGUGCUGUUCCCUUCUCUGCUGGCUCCCUUCUAGUUUACAUGAACCUGGAGAAAAUCUGGAAUGGACCCCGGGACCGCUUCUCUCACCUGCAGAACUUUGCCAAUGUCUGCGUGGCUGCUGCUGUGAGCCAGACUCUUUCCUUUCCCUUUGACACUGUGAAGAGAAAGAUGCAGGCUCAAAGUCCGUAUCUCCCCCACUGUGGAGGAGUGGAUGUCCAUUUCUCAGGGGCAGUGGACUGCUUCCGGCAGAUAGUGAAGACCCAAGGGGUGCCAGGGCUCUGGAGCGGACUGACAGCUAACUUACUAAAGGUAGUUCCAUAUUUUGGAGUUAUGUUUAGUAUGUUUGAGUUCUGUAAGAGAAUUUUUCUUUAUCAAAAUGGUUACAUCCUGUCCCCAGUGACCUACAAAUUGACCCCAGGGGUGGACCAAAGUUUGAAGCCCCAGGAGUUACGGGAAUUAAAGAAGUUCUUCAAACCCAGAAAACUGGAAUCUAAAAAGCCAACUCUGUAAAGCUGACUGGAAGAAGGCUGGUAGAAGACAUGCGCAAUCACAGAUGACUAUGGCCUGCCUCUUACCUGUGCACGUCAGGAGGAACAAUACAUCACCUGGGAACCCCGAAUCUUCCCUGUGAAUACCUGUGCCUUGAAAAGCUUUUCUGACACUGCUCUGUCACAAUGGCACUCCACCAGACUACAAGGAAGCCUAGUAGCAAUCAGAUGCACAGUAUACCCCAGGAGAAACCUCGGGAAGGAACAUUGCCGCAACACUUCAGAGCACCUUGUAGCUGAGGUAGCAGGGCAGAGAGCAUGUCACGAGCCCAGCAUGGAAGUGCAGGUAGAGUAGGGCAAGUUUUUCUCACAUUGACCUGUGGCUUCACCACACAGACUUCUUAAACUCAUACCUUUGCUGAGAGCACCAACCACCAUGUCAGUUAGGCCUUAUCAAAAACCCCAAAUGAAAACUUUUAGAUUUUUUUUUUCUAAAUAAUCUUGCUACAAAAUCCAGGCUGCUCUCAGAGUCAUGGUCUUCCUGCCUAGACUCCCAGCCAGCUGAGAUUAUAAGUGUGUACUGCAAUGCUCAUCCUCAGAACCUUCAUUCUUCAUUGAAAAAUCAGGCACCUGGAGCCCGUGGUGGUGGUGCAUGCCUUUAAUCCCUGCACUCCGGAGGCAGAGGCAGGUGGAUCUCUGUGAGUUUGAGGCCAGCCUGGGCUACCGAGUGAGUUCCAGGAAAGGCUCCAAAGCUACAUAGAAAAACCCUGUCUCAAAAAAGAAAGAAAGAAAAAGAAAAAUCAGGCACAAGAAGCUUAGAAACUUCUACUUCAAGAAGGCAGUUUUCCAUAUAACUUUUUUGUUUUGUUUUGUUUUGUUUUUUUGAGACAGGGUUUCUCUGUGUAGACUUGGCUGUCCUGGAACUCACUCUGUAGAGCAGGCUGGCCUUGAACUCACAGAGAUCCGCCUGGCUGUGCCUCCUGAGUGCUGGGGUUAAAGGCGUGUGUUACCACCGUCCCAUGACUUCUUAAUGAUGCACUGAAAUUCCUGACUCAAGUCAUGCACAGUUCCAUCGGCCUUAAUUAUCUGCCUUUUUAACUUGCUUUGUAAGCCUACCUUGAAAAUAAAUUAUUCAAUCAUCUUCCACUAUUCCCACAAGAUGUCCUAGUUGCCUAGAAAGGAUAAAUAGAACAUAUGAUACACAUACUCCCCCGCAAAUGGCAUGAAAUUAAAAUCCUUUAGGCUAAUAACCCAUUGGAGAGGUUUUUGUUUGGUUGGUUGGUUUUGUUUUAAUGUACUCAAAUGGGGAUUCCGUGUAAAAUUUAUACAAAUAUACUUCUCUAAUACUACCAUUGUAUGCAUUUUAAAAUGCAUUAAUAUGUAACAAGAUGUGGUGGUGCCCAUCUGCAAUCACAGCCCUUGGGAGGCUAAGGCAAGAAGACCAUGAGUUCAAGGCCAUCCUUAGUUACAUAAGUAAGUUCAAGUUCCUCAUAUACAUAUUGAAAUCUUAUCUCAGAAAACAAUAGGUAAAUAAAUAAAUAUAUUUCUGAAAUGAAUUCACAUAUAUUUUCUGUUCCUUUCCUCUACCAUAUACAUGAAAGUUUUCAGAGUGUUGAAAGUAUUUUUUUUUUAUUAAACUUAUUUUCUAAAGGAAAAAAAAUGGGGCUGGAGAGUUGGCUCAGCAGUUUAGAGCACUUGUUGCUUUGCAGAGGAUCUGGGUUCAAUUCCCUGCACCUACCUGCAUGGUGGCCCAAAACCAUCCAUAACUCCAGUCCCUGGGAUCUAAUACCCUCUUCUGAACUCAAGAAGCACCAGACAUGCACCUGGUGCACAUACAUACAUGCAGAAAAACACCCUCAUACAUAAAAUAAAUAAAUCUAAAUUUUUUUCCUUAAAUUUUUUAAAAGAGAGAAAACUGUCAUUUAUUCCUAAUCAAAGUUAUAAAACUAUGGUUAAGUUCUCAGACCAUAGUCUGGUUUACAUAUACAAAAUAACUCAUUUUUCCAACUCCUGUAGCAGACUAUUUUAUAGAGAGUAGUGUUGACGUGUAGCCUGAUGUGUUAGUGUCUGUGGGGAGGCAAAUACUGCAUCCAGUCAACACUCCAUGUUUGUCCAUUGUGGUUUUCUUUGAAGCAACAAAACAAAAUUUCAGAAAAUGCUGAAUUCUAUGAGUGUAGUUUUUGACAAAAGUUGAAAUCUAACCUCAGAUUAUUUAUAUCUUAGUACUCUGUGCAUUCUUCCACAAAUACAAGAGAGAUGCCACUUGGCACAGAGGUAUUUUCUUAGCUGCAGGGUUUGUUGUUGUUUUGAUUUGGUUUUUUGAAGAGUUACUUUUAGUUAUUUGUGUUGGGUACACGUAUGUGAGUGCAGGCACCUAUGGAGGCCAGAGGCAUCAGAUCCCUUGGAUCUAGAGUUACAGGUGGUUAUAUGGUACUGACCAUGGUUGUUGGAAACUUCUUCUAUAGAUCAGUAUGUGCUCUUACUAAUUAAGC
Molecule: messenger RNA, 3496 nt
Organism: Peromyscus eremicus (cactus mouse)
Lineage: Eukaryota; Metazoa; Chordata; Mammalia; Rodentia; Cricetidae
Gene: Slc25a43
Product: solute carrier family 25 member 43
Exons: 5
Coding region: 1-1026 (341 amino acids)
Biological process (GO): transmembrane transport
Source: RefSeq, a predicted model, not a curated record